AAAGAGCACUCUGAGCAUCUUAUCUUUUCUCUGCAACUCUGUAAGUUAUGGCGGCACUUGAUUUGGUUUCCACAACCGUCACAAUUAGAUCUUCUGGUUACGAUGUGUUCCUCAACUUCAGGGGAGAAGAUACUCGAAAUAACUUCACUGGAUUCCUUAACUUAGUUCUAAAAGACAAAGGAAUCGAUGUGUUUAUUGAUAGCAAAGAGUUGUGGACCGGAGAAGCCAUUGGCCCAGCAUGCCUUUCAGCAAUUCAGAGGUCCAAAAUAUCCAUCCCUAUCUUCUCUAAAGAUUAUGCAAACAGCAAAUGGUGUCUGCUGGAACUUGCUCAGAUUUUUGAAUGCUACACUUCCGACGAUCAACUGGUCUUGCCCAUAUUCUUCUACGUUGAUCCGUCACAAGUUCGGAACCAAACCGGAAGUUUUGAAGAAGCAUUCAAGGAGCAAGAGAAGAAUUUUGAGCCUCAUAUAGUUGAGAGUUGGAGGAAAGCUUUGAGAGAGAUAGGAAAACUGAAAGGAGAAGUUAUUGACAAAAACAGGGAUCAAGCAAAGAUGGUUGAAUUAGUUGUCAAAAGGGUCCUGGAUGAAUUAGUUAGUAGCACACACUUGGAUGAAUGUAAAUACCCUAUUGGUAUAGACUCCCGUGUAAAAGAUCUACUAUCUUUAUUAAGUAUUGGUUCUAAAGAUGUUCAAAUCAUUGGAAUCUGCGGUUCCCGUGGCAUUGGGAAGACAACCAUUGCUGAGGUUGCCUAUAAUCACAUCCUUUCAAACUUCAACAGGCAUAGUUUUAUUUCAGAUGUCAACAAACAAGCAAUGCAAUGCACGGGUCUUGCGUCUUUGCAGAAGCGACUUCUUAAAGAUAUCUUCAAAGCAGACUUUGACAUAAAUCAUUAUCAUAGAGGGAAAAAAUUGAUUAAACGCAUGCUUUGCAAAGAAAAUGUUCUUCUUGUUCUUGAUGAUGUGGAUAGUAAGGAACAGGUAGAUGCUUUGGCCAAUGAGGUCAAUUGGUUUGGUGAAGGAAGUAGAGUCAUAAUAAUAACCAGAGAUGAACAUAUCUUGAAUGUGGCUAAAGUUGAUAAAGAUAACAUCUAUUGGCCUCAAGUUCUGAACCAUCAGGAAUCUCUUCAACUAUUUAGCUUGCAUGCCUUCUCAAUGGAUGAACCUCCUGAAGAGUAUGUGAAACUUUCACAUGAUAUAGUAUGCUAUUCGGGAGGGUUGCCUUCAAUUCUAGAGGUGUUGGGGUCUUACCUAUUGGAUAUAAGUAACAAAGAAGAGUGGAAAAGUACAUUGCGAAAAUUGAAAGCAGGUAAAACCUCUAUCUCCAGUCUUGCAUCUCUACGUAGGGAGAGAAAGAGCACAUGUCGUAUGAAAGACAAUCCCCUUGGUUGCCGCCCACAACUUAAUGUAACCAUUGGAAUCAGCAACACUGUUGCUAGAGUAUCUCAAGUCCUCGUAGGAUGUCUUGAUCCAAAUGGUUCCAUAGCUACAGAUAAAGUUGGUAAUCAGUUCACAACAGCAAAGAACCAAGAUGAAUUAUCUAAAUUCAUUGGAGGAACUCUGAAUCCAAAUGGCUCCACAGCUACAAAUAGAGUUGGUAAGCCGCUCACAACAGCAAAGAAUCAAGAUGAAUUACCCAAACUCACUGGAGGAUCUUUGAAUCCACAUGGCUCCACAGCUAGAGAUAGACUUGUUAAGGGGUUCAUAACAGCGAAGGACCACGAUGAAUUAGUUAAAUUAUUCAGCCAAAAAAACAAAGAUGAAUUAGCUAAAUACGCUAUAGGAUCUCUGAAUCCAAAUGGCUCCACAGCUAUUGAUAGUGAUGAUAAAAAGCGGUUCAAAUUAGCAGAGAUCCGAACUGCAACAAGGAAUUUUAAUAAAUCGAUGGUGAUUGGAGUUGGUGGCUUUGGAACAGUUUACAAGGGUGUACUAGAUGAUGGCACUCUAGCAGCAUUCAAGCGUUGCCAUCAUCCACAAUCUAGAAAUGGAGGCCUGGCAGAAUUUGUAACAGAGAUUAAGAUUCUACAGAAGCUCAAACAUAGACAUGUGAUUUCCAUGAUUGGGUUCUGCGAGGAAAAGAAAGAGCUGGUUUUGGUGUAUGAGUAUAUGGGAAAUGAGAAUCUGGGGAAGCAUCUCUUUGGCCAGAGUGAUCUCCCAGCAUUGACAUGGAAGCAGAGGUUAGAGAUUUGCAUAGGCGUUGCACGUGGGCUCCACUACCUCCAAACAUGGGGGAAAAGUGGUAUAGUCCAUAGGGAUGUUAAGACAGCCAACAUACUAUUGGAUGAGAACUUUGUAGCGAAGAUAUCUGAUUUUGGAAUAUCAAGAAAAGGUCCAGCAUUCGAUGACACCUUUGUUACAAAUCAUGUAAUAGGAACCUAUGGAUAUAUGGCUCCAGAAUACAUAAUGCGUGGGGCAUUUAGUCUAAAAUCUGAUGUUUUCUCUUUUGGUGUAGUACUGUUUGAGGUUGUUAGCGGUCGAUCACGCUUUCAACAAGGUUCAGAGGUCAACAAUAUUACAGAAUUGGCACUUCAGUUGCAUAAAAGGAGAUCACUUGAAACCAUUGUGGACCAACGGAUUGUAGGGAAUUACUCUCCCAAAUCAUUGAAGAAAUAUGGGAAGAUCAUAAAGGAAUGCCUUGCCAAGGAGGAUAUGACCCGACCCACAAUGGGGCAAGUGUUGCGGGAUUUGGAGUUUGUCUUGCAGCUGCAUGAAGCUUGGUUAAUAAGCAGUACUACUACUGCUGGGGAAGAAGAUGAUUCCAACAGCUCCUCAUCUGAUGGUACAGUGGAUUAA
Telopea speciosissima is the source of this 2789-nucleotide messenger RNA. RefSeq names its product LRR receptor-like serine/threonine-protein kinase SIK1. Bases 48 to 2789 code for a protein of 913 amino acids. Gene Ontology annotation, molecular function: protein kinase activity; ATP binding; ADP binding. The record is from RefSeq and is a predicted model, not a curated record. Gene Ontology annotation, biological process: signal transduction; protein phosphorylation; defense response. NCBI's taxonomy places the organism in Eukaryota, Viridiplantae, Streptophyta, Magnoliopsida, Proteales, Proteaceae. The transcript is spliced from 2 exons.